Molecule: messenger RNA, 1221 nt
Organism: Pseudogymnoascus verrucosus
Lineage: Eukaryota; Fungi; Ascomycota; Leotiomycetes; Thelebolales; Thelebolaceae
Exons: 2
Coding region: 1-1221 (406 amino acids)
Molecular function (GO): protein binding
Source: RefSeq, a predicted model, not a curated record
AUGGAAGAGACGCUUUGCUUGGACCCAGAUGGAGACGUGAUUCUCAUCUUGCGGAACCCAAAUGCGACUUUUGCCGCUUGGGAGGAAAGACAGGACUAUAUGCCGCUUCCACUUGUGCCAGUGAGACGAGAAUCUCCAUCUCCAGUAGAGACGUCAUACAAGAAGUCAAAGGGAAAGAAAGCGAAGUCCAUGUUCACAUUUGCUGAACCUGAACCAGAUAUUGUCGAAGCAUUUGAAAUCCCAGAGCCCCAGGCCGAGGCUUCUGAAGCUGUUGAAUUUCAGGCUGAUCUUGAUCAUGAUCGUGAGCCGGCCAACGUAGAAUCUCCGGAAGCUCUGGAGCUUGAUACUUCAAUUGACUACGUGCAGCCAUCCAGAAAGGCAGAUGUGCGGUUGCAAGUCUCCUCGCGCCAUUUGAUUCUAGCGUCAACCUAUUUCAAGCGAAUGUUUCGAAAUGAUUGGAAAGAAACUUGUUCUGCCGAUGGCCUUUUCGAAAUCUUUACGGAGAACUGGGACAGCGAUGCUUUGUUAAUCUUGAUGAACAUCAUCCAUGGUCAUACACAAAAUGUGAAACGCACUAUCAGCCUCGAGAUGCUCGCCAAACUCGCGGUUCUUGUGGAUUAUUAUCAGUGCGCUGAAGUAGUCGAAAUAUUUUCAGAAAUCUGGAUCAAUCAAUUGAAUACGAACCUCCAUGCAACAUACUCCAGGGACCUCAUUCUGUGGAUAUGUAUAUCCUGGGUUUUCCGCCAACCAUACCAGUUUAAAGCAGCUACAUACACUGCCUUGAAGCAAAGCCAAGGACCUAUUCGAACGCUGGGACUUCCAAUCCCAGAAAUAAUAGUUGAGAAGAUCAAUCAAGAGAGGCUACAAUCCAUCGAUCAGAUUAUUUCAGCACUUCACAAACUUCUUGAUGAUUUCUACGAACGCCGAAAACUAUACUCGUUCGAGUGCAACUCAAUACUUCUUGGCGCUCUUACUACAGAGAUGCGUGCGCGAGGUCUCUUUUCUCCGCGACCAACAAUACCCUUUUUGGGCUUUAGUCUUGCAACGACCAUGGCAAGUGUUCGCGGUAUCCGAUCCCCAAGAUGGCACAUGAAGCGUAAUUCCCCCUUUGGUCCAGAAGUUGAUGCGAUUGAUUGCAGCCUUGAACCGCUUAUCUACCCAAUCGUCGAUGGCGUAGAGAAGAGUAUGAAUGGCCUAGCGCUGGAAGAUUUUCUUGGUUAA